Messenger RNA from Botrytis fragariae, 1536 nucleotides. RefSeq lists its product as uncharacterized. Bases 1 to 1536 code for a protein of 511 amino acids. The transcript is spliced from 5 exons. The record is from RefSeq and is a predicted model, not a curated record. NCBI's taxonomy places the organism in Eukaryota, Fungi, Ascomycota, Leotiomycetes, Helotiales, Sclerotiniaceae.
AUGGUCAGCAACCAGGAAAAAAUCGAAGCAAAAGAAUAUGCUCAUCAUCUUAAACUACUCAAGGAUGAUCCAACUGGCCGUGAUCGAGAUAAUCAACAAUAUAUUACACCGGUUUUCACAGCUCCACUUCGAAACCAAAUCGAGCAGUAUGGAUUGAUAGCCGGACAAUGUAGCAUUCUUGCCAAUAGUGAAAAUAGGAAGGAUCCACGGCUCUUCUAUAACAUAGCUGCACCUUUCAGUACAUUCAUUUGUGGCUCCCAAGGAAGUGGAAAAUCCCAUACUCUGUCAUGCCUUCUGGAGAAUUGUCUUGCGAAUUCAUCCGUUAGUAAGGUGAAGAAACCUCUAUCGGCAUUGUUGUUUCACUAUGAUGCAUUUAUUGGCGAUGUGAAAGGGACCCCUUGCGAGGCUGCUUACCUUGCAAGCAAUCCAGACAUAAAAGUUCGAGUUUUAUGUCCUCCGACCAAUUUUAGAACCAUACAACGCACGUACAGUGCUAUUAAGGGUGUUAACAUUCAAGAACUUUGCAUCGACGAAACUGAUCUUACAACGCAAAGAAUGUUGAGCUUGAUGGCCGUCAAAACGUCAGAAGAAAUGCCGCUCUAUCUGCAUAGUAUCACUAGAAUCUUACGGGUUCUCCGAAUUGCUCACCAAAUCAGCGGAAAGCCUUUUCAUUAUGGAGAAUUCAAGAAGCACCUUGAAGAUCUUCGGUUGACAACUGGCCAGGAAGGACCGCUCACACAACGAUUGGACACACUAGAAAGCUUUAUGCCAAUUGAGCAGAGGAAAGCUAAGUCUCCUGCUCCUUUGAAAAGGGGUAAAGGAACCGAUUGGAGCAUAAAGGCAGGAGAACUUACUAUCGUUGAUCUUUCAUGUCCUUGUGUGACUGUUGAAGCUGCAUCAUCUCUCUUUAACAUGUGUCUCUCACUAUUUCUAGAAGAGAAAUCCAACAUUGGGAAAGUCGUUGCCCUUGAUGAGGCCCAUAAAUAUAUGUCGAAUAGUACAGGAGAUGCCUUGACCAGUAAUUUAUUAUCCACAAUUCGUCUCCAACGCCAUUUAGGUACACGGAUUUUUAUUUCAACACAAGAACCCACAAUAUCCCCUGCACUUAUCGAUUUAUGCUCCAUGACUAUUGUUCAUCGCUUUUCCAGUCCUGAAUGGCUCAAGUGUCUUCGCUCACAUGUUGCCGCACUGCAUAGUUCAGGAUCCAAUUCUCAGGAUGUUGAGUCAAUGAGAGGAGAUGUGUUCAAGGAAAUUGUAACAUUACGAGUGGGUGAAGCAUUAUUGUUCGCACCCGAAGCAAUGAUCUACAAGGAUUGUGAUAUGAUCAACUUAUCACCCGGAGAUGAAUCUGUCGAUACGAUGAUGUUGAGCAUCAAUGGCGAGAGUAGUAAAAGUUCAAAGAAAAAGGGGAAGGCGAUCGAGAGAGAUGAUGGAAAUUAUGGACAAGCGUUGAGAAAGUUGGGAACUGAUUAUGUUAAGAUAAAGGUGAGAGCUAGGCUCACUAAUGAUGGUGGAAGGAGCGUUUUAGCUGCUUGA